Molecule: messenger RNA, 3563 nt
Organism: Zootoca vivipara (common lizard)
Lineage: Eukaryota; Metazoa; Chordata; Lepidosauria; Squamata; Lacertidae
Gene: LRRCC1
Product: leucine rich repeat and coiled-coil centrosomal protein 1
Cellular component (GO): cytoplasm; centrosome
Molecular function (GO): protein binding
Source: RefSeq, a predicted model, not a curated record
GGCGAGUGGCAGCUCCGAGGGAAGAGGCGGCGCCGACGGCGACGGGAGCGGGAUGGCGGAGCCCGGAACGGCCUCGGGGGAGCUCAGCCUCAUGGACAAAGGCGUCAGGAGUUUAGCGGACAUACCUUUAAGCUCAGAACUUCACACGCUGAACUUGCACUGUAACCAGAUCUCCAGAAUUGAAAGUCUUGAUCAUAUGUUGAACUUGCAGCAUCUGAAUCUCUCAUCCAAUCACAUACAUCGGAUUGAAGGGCUGAGUUCCCUGAUCAACCUGCGUACCUUAAACUUAGCUUGCAACUUGAUAACAAAGGUUGAAGGAUUGGAAAAGCUGUUUAACUUAACUAGAUUGAAUUUGUCUUACAACCGCAUACAUGACCUAACAGGACUUUUGUAUCUUCGUGGAGCCAAUUUUAAAAUUAGUUCUCUUGAGCUACACGGCAAUUGUGUAAGCAAUAUUAACCAUUUACUCCAGUGCUUGGUGGGAUUACAGUACCUGUCAAAUCUUUCUUUGGAGAAGAGUGGAAAAAGUAAUCCAGUGUGUGCAAAAAUAGGCUACAGAGAGAUCCUCCUUCAGGCUUUACCCCAGCUAGCCAUCCUAGAUGGAAGGAAUAUAUUUGGUGAACCAGUAAACUUGGCAGAAGCAAAUUCAACAGAUCUGAAGUGCUUAGAGGACCUUUUGGACUGCUUGGCUUCAUCCAGUUCUCCUGCAGAUGAAGAUGAGACUUGUAUCACUUUGCCAGUGAUGACACCCCAUAUUGAUGAGGUGUUAGCUCAGUUUCGCCAGCGUGCCUGCAGGCCAACCUGGCCCGCCACUAGCUCUUCCCCUGAGGGCAAUUCCUCUUCCGAGCCAGAAAGAAUUAAACUGGAUAGUGACAUGAGAAUAAAAAAACUAGAGGAUCAGAUAUCACAGCUGCUGGAAAAGGUGACUAAUACUUCAAAGGCUGGCAUUGCUCUUAAUGUCCUCAAAGCAAAAAGGGACACAGAUCUCACUUCAGAGAGUGGUGGUGAAAGUGGGAAAGAGAACAGAAAGGUAGUUAAAAGGAGCAAGUUCCCCAGUUAUCGAAAAGCCACUUCGUCUACAAAACACCAUUCUCAGAGAGGCAAAAUUUCAGACAGGGCAGGAGAGCAGACUUGUGUAAAGUCAAAAAAUCGAGGAUCUCAAGUAAAAGAGGAAGAAAAUUCAAGUCCAACUUCAGAAGUUCCAAGCUCAGAUUUAGUGGGGAAAUCGCCCAAGAAUGUGAGUGCGCAGAAAAAUCAAAUGAAAAAACUAAAACGUUUAGAUUCCAGUGCUCAAGAAGAGUCCACUUACAGGGCACUAAUUCAAGAACUGGAUCAGGAGAGAGAGAAAAGGUGGAAGGCUGAACAAGCUGAAAAGAAACUGAGAGAAAAUAUCAAAGAGCUGCAGGACCAAGCAAGAGAAGAAAAGGAUAUUCAAAGUAUGGCCGUGUAUACUACAGACCGGUUAAAAGAGCUGGUUUUGAGAGAAAGAAAUGCGAAAACCAAACUUCAGGUGGACAUUCAGCAUCUGAAAGACGAAGUUGAACGACUUAGCAAGGAACUAGAUCAAUCACGACAUAAAGUGAAGGAUCAACAAAAGGCACUUCAGACUUUAGAAGAAACGCUGUCCAAAGUGGAGACUCAAAGAGUACAGCGGCAAGCUUCAGAGAGGAAGCAAAUUCAAGCUGCAGAAUUAAAAGUUUCAGCUUCUGAGAGAGAAGUGCAAUUGCUUCGGAUUUCUUUGCAGCAGCAAAAAGAGAAGGUGGAACAAGUCCAUGAACUUCUUAUGCUGAGAGAGCAGGAACACAGAAAAGAACUUGAAACUAGAGUUCCAUUGACCGGCUCAGAAUUCCAAGAAGCUUUGUCAAAAGAAGUUGCCAGAGAGCAGAAGAGGCAUGAACAUCAUAUUAAAGAACUGCAGGGGAAGAAUGCUGUGUUGCACCAGAAUUAUAAGGAUCUAGAGGAUGAGUUUCGUUUUGCAUUAACAAUAGAGGCCAGAAGAUUUACCGAGGUUAAAGAAGGCUUUGACAAUGUUGCCGCCGAGCUGGCAGAACAUAAGCAUCGUCUUUCUCAGUCUCUGCAAAAAGAAAAGCAAUCGGCCACCCUAGUCCAAGAGCUGACAUCCUUGGUAAAAGAACAAAAAAUGAAGAUUGCAGAAUUAGUCAGAUCGAAGCAAGAAACUACACACAACUUGAGAAGUCAAAUCCGAACUCUUGAAAAUAUGGUGGAGGAAGAUAAGCAGGCGACUAUUCAACUUGAGCUUCUUAAACAGGAGAAAUCAAAACUUAUUUCACAGAUAACAGCCCAGGAAUCUGUAAUUGACGGGUUAAAAGCGGAGAGGAAAAUAUGGGGACAAGAGUUGGCGCAACAGGGAGCAUCUCUUGCUCAAGAUCGGGGGAAACUGGAAGCCAAAAUAGAAGUACUAACUAGCGAGAAUGAGACGCUGAGAAAACAAAACGAGCGUAACAACGACGCAUUGAAGAUUAAGUCUAAAAUAGUGGAGGAUCAAACAGAAACGAUUAGAAAGUUAAAAGAAGCCUCACAGGACCGAGAUGAGCAGAUAAGAAAGCACCGUGAAGAAAGUAUUGAAAUGCAGAAGAGACUUCAGGUGCAACUAGAGGGAAGAGAGACUCAGCUGGAUGAUCUCAUGGAAAAAUUGGAAAGGCAAAAUGAGAGGAAAGAGGAACUGAAGCAGCAGUUGCAGGAAAAAGAAACAGAGCUCGAAGAUAUCAAGAAAGCUUAUAGUGCGAUGAAUAAAAAGUGGCAAGAUAAAGGAGGAUUGUUGAGCAAAUUGGAAGCACAAGUUAAACAAAUGAAAGAAAAUUUUGAUAUAAAAGAGAAGCAGCUGAUUGAAGAGAGAGAUAAAAGUAUUCAGGCACAGAAGGCAGCGGUAGAAAAACUGCAUUCUAUGGAUGAUGCUUUCCGAAGACAACUUGAAUCAACGCUAGCAGCGCAUCAAACAGAAUUGCUGCAGCUAGCAAAUGAAAAGCAACAACAAAUUGCAGCAGCAAAUGAAAAGGUUUAUCAAGUUGAAGAAGAAAUGCGUCAGCUCUUGCAAGAGACUGCAAGCAAUAAAAAGGCCAUGGAAGAGAAAAUCAAACGAUUGACAGUUGCUUUGAGUGACAUUCAGCAGGAACUCUGAAGUACAGGGAAUGUGACACUCCUGCAGAGGCAUACAAAAUUCAGCAAGAUAGUCAGCCUUGAUGGGCACAACUGUGACAUUAGCUGUUUAUUGAAAGUUAGUCGUCUGGAAAAAAUGCUGCAUAUUGGCAUGACUUAUAUCUGCACUUUAUGUAUAAUAUUUUCAAAAUAAAUAGCUACCUUUCUUAAGUUACAGAUUUACUCUAAAGUUCAAGAAAACCCAAAUUGCCUCCAGAAAAUGUGGAAUUAUAUACAUGUUACUUAAGAGGCAAUUCAAAGGCUUGAAUAACUUUUGGAAACAUGGAGAGGUUUUAAAAAGUGGUCUUUGCUCUAUGCCUUAGUGCUGAAAGGAAGAAUCCUCUAUGUGCAUUAGUGGGUGGGGUGAAGUGAGAAAUAAGGUAUUGUGGAAGCACUGCUGUAUCUUG